Molecule: messenger RNA, 4413 nt
Organism: Clupea harengus (Atlantic herring)
Lineage: Eukaryota; Metazoa; Chordata; Actinopteri; Clupeiformes; Clupeidae
Gene: elmo2
Product: engulfment and cell motility 2
Biological process (GO): cell motility; actin filament organization
Source: RefSeq, a predicted model, not a curated record
AAGCGAGUCUUCGCAGCCAGUGGCAACUGAGGUACGCGUUGUAGCCCUCCUAGAAGGCGAGGCUUCAGCACACUUCGCCGCCUGAGAGGCACCCACCCGUAGAUGUGCAGAAAUCUAGCGGUGGCCGUGAUUUGUUGGAAAUCAUGGGCUGCAAUGAAGUACGUUCGUGAUUGAAGGCUGAUCGAUUUGCGUCAUGUCGUGGGUUCCCUCUCUGAUCCAUCAGUGUUGCUGGUUUUGAAUAUACUGGAAGCUGGGGUCUAAGCCCUGAGAGAGAGAAAGAGAAAGAAAGAGACAGAGUGACCAACGUGCUACCACCUGUUCACGGUCCCUGUUACAGAUCUACUUCCAAUUAUAAGGCCUCGGAGUGACCAUCUCUCUUGUGUGUGGAGUGCUGUGCCAGCGAGAAGCGAAGCCAUGCCUCCCCCCUCCGACAUCGUGAAGGUGGCCAUCGAGUGGCCCGGCGCCAAUGCUCAGCUCAUCGAGAUCGACCAGAAGAAACCCCUCUCCUCCAUAAUACGAGAAGUGUGUGAUGGCUGGUCUUUGUCUGGGUCGGAGCAGUUUGCCCUGCGCUAUGCAGACGGUCCUCAACUAUACAUCACUGAGCAGAGCCGUGGUGAGAUCAAGAAUGGGACCAUCCUUCGACUAGCCAUCUCCCCAGCACGGGCAGCUCGGCAAUUGCUGGACAGGAUCCAAUCGCACGGCAUUGACGCGCGCUUGGAGGCCCUGAAGGAGCUGGCCAAGCUGUCGGCCGAUCCCACCUUCGCCACCGAGUUUAUCAACAUGGACGGCAUCAGCACCUUGGCGCGCCUGGUGGAGAGCGGCACUCAUUUUGGUGAGAUGCUAGCUUUCACUCUCACGGCUUUCCUCGAGCUGAUGGACCACGGCAUUGUGUCCUGGGACCUCAUCUCUCUGUCCUUCAUCAAGCAGAUUGCGGGCUACGUGAACCAGCCCAUGGUGGACGUGUCCAUCCUGCAGCGCUCGCUAGCCAUCCUGGAGAGCAUGGUGCUGAACAGCCACAGCCUGUACCACCGCGUAGCCCAGGAGAUCACCGUGGGACAGCUCAUCGGGCACCUGCAAGUGUCAAAUCAGGAGAUCCAGACGUACGCCAUCGCGCUCAUCAACGCCCUCUUCCUCAAAGCUCCUGAGGACAGGCGACAGGAGGAGCAUACUAACCCUCUGGACCAGCGGCUCACUGAGAUGGCAAGCACCCUGGCCCAGAAGCACCUCCGAUCCAUCAUCCUCAAUCACGUCAUCAGAGGGAAUCGACCGAUCAAAGCAGAAAUGGCCCACCAGCUGUACGUGCUGCAGGUGCUCACAUUUAACCUUCUAGAGGAGCGCAUGAUGACCAAAAUGGAUCCCAGCGAUCAGGCCCAGAGGGACAUAAUUUUUGAGUUGCGACGGAUCGCCUUCGAUGGAGACAAUGACCCCAGCAACACAGAGAAGAGAAAGGCCAUGUACACCAAGGACUACAAGAUGCUGGGCUUCACGAACCAUGUAAACCCAGCCAUGGACUUCACCCAGACUCCCCCUGGCAUGUUGGCCCUGGACAACAUGCUCUACCUGGCCAAGCUCCACCAAGACACCUACAUCAGGAUUGUUCUGGAAAAUAGCAGUCGUGAGGACAAACACGAGUGUCCUUUUGGCCGGUGUGCCAUCGAGCUUACGCGAAUGCUGUGUGAGAUCCUACAAGUGGGGGAACUGCCGAACGAGGGCUGUAAUGACUACCACCCAAUGUUCUUCACCCACGACCGUGCCUGGGAGGAGUUCUUCUGCGUGUGCAUCCAGCUCGUCAACAAGACCUGGAAGGAGAUGAGAGCCACUGCUGAGGACUUCAACAAGGUGAUGCAGGUGGUGAGGGAGCAGGUGACGCGUGCUCUGGCUCUGAAGCCCUCGUCUCUGGACCAGCUGAAGAGUAAGCUGCGUGCCCUCAGCUACUCAGAGAUCCUGCGCCUCAGACAGUCAGAGAGGAUGAACCAGGACGACUUCCAGUCUCCCCCCAUCAUUGAGCUCCGUGAGCGGAUCCAGCCGGAGAUCUUGGAGCUGAUCAAACAGCAGCGUCUGAAUCGGCUGUGUGAAGGCAGCUGUUUCCGCAAGUUAGGAAACCGAAGGAGACAAGAGAAGUUCUGGUUCUGUCGUUUGUCUCUGAACCACAAGGUCCUUCACUACGGGGACCUGGAUGAGUCCCCUCAGGGGGAGGUGCCCUUUGAGAUGCUGUCUGACAAGAUCCCGGUGUCUGAUAUAAAGUCCGUGGUGACGGGGAAGGACUGUCCUCACAUGAAGGAGAAGAGUGCCCUGAAGCAGAACAAGGAAGUGCUGGAGCUAGCAUUCUCAAUCCUCUACGACCCCGAUGAGGCACUCAACUUUGUGGCGCCCAAUAAGUACGAGUACUGCAUCUGGACAGAUGGCCUGUGUGCCCUGUUGGGGAGGGAGAUGGGGAGUGACCUGACACGCAGCGACUUGGACACGCUCAUCAGCAUGGAGAUGAAGCUCCGCCUACUGGACCUGGAGAACAUCACCAUCCCUGAAGCCCCGCCCCCUGUGCCCAAAGAGCCCAGCACCUACAACUUCACCUACAACUAUGGCUGAGUGUGUGUGUGUGUGUGUGUGUGUGUGUGUUUGUGUGUGGGGGGGGUGUGUGUGUGUGGGUGUGUGUGUGUGCACGCGAGAGUGUUUCUGUCUGUGACUUUGUGUGUGAGAGAGACUGGCCUGCAUCUUAGAAUCAUAUAAGACAAAAUGUAGGGUGAGAUCAUUCAAACUCUUUACAGAUCGUCACUGUCGAGAGAAAAAAAUAUUUUGACAUAAAGCUGCCCUCAAGUAAUUCCUGCAGAAUAGUGCAAAACGUUCUCUCAUAAAGUGAUCAUUUAAUUUUAUGGAUCACUUAAGGCCUUAUCAGAUGUGUUCCUGUGUUUACUUCAACUCUUUACCUGCACGUCCCUCUGUAAUGACGACAGUGUUUUAAUAGUCUUUUUUUUUUUUUUAACCUUGCCCAUCCAUAUGAGUCUGUUUUGCAGGGACCAGGUAUUUGCAGACAUGGAGAAAAAAAGUCUAUUUACUCUCUACUAAUCUCAAUCAACGUUUAUUAUUUGGAAUAGAAUUAUAUUUUUGUAAAUGGUGCCAGUGAGAGCUGUGAUUGACAGGACCGGGACGGUAUGAUUUCCCCCAAGUUGGGAAUGUUGCACGGAUGCAAGAAAACCCCCAAAUUGCAGCUCUUUUACCAACUACACUCCAAAUUCCAGUCAUUACUGUUGUUAGGAGUGUGGAGUUCAGAGAAUGAACCAUGUCAUGCCCUGUGGUACACCGGAUGGUGUACAAACCUGACAAAUGCAUGAAGUCGUUAAGCUAAAGGAAUGUAUGCUCUGAAGCAACCCAAGUUUGUAUUUAGACUGUAACAGUGUUUUUGGAUACCUUGAAAGUAACUGAAGUGGAUUUGUAUUCAAGGACUUGAAAGUAUAGUAAACGUAACAAAAGUCCUGGAGAGAGCUUGAAUUUUACUAUCAACGUUUGCAUAAAAUCAGAGUAAAGGUUGAUGGGAAUUGGUUGCACUCAAGAAGUUAGCUUGUUUACGUGGUACUUCAGAUGGCAAAUGUUCUCCUAGCUUCAAGUCCUUUAACCACAAACCAGGUCCACGAGCCUUGAUCCGACUUUAUCACUUUUACAAAAGAAAAUGAAAGCAGUGAUUAAGUCAGAGGUCAAGCAUAUAAUGCCAAGAUUAAUUGAAUCAUUUGUUAGUUUGGGGGCUGAGGACACAAAUGUGUUGGUGCUUUUUUCGGAAUACAAUUGCAGAGAUUAGAAAUCCUUGAAUUGGAUGUUCACAAAAAUUGUUAUGAGAAGCCUGCCUUGAAGGAUCCACAGGUGCAUGACUUGGCUGAUAAAUGCAAUUCUUGGUACACCAACGGUAACAUUGGCUUUUAAUUACAUACAUAUCAUGCGAAUGGGAAAGCUAAUCUGUCUGGCUCAGUACAUUGUGAAGGUUGCUGGUGAUUUAUCAUGGACAUCAUGUCCAGUAUGUUUUUUUCUGUGUGAUUCCUCAAUGAUGUCGCCUCUACUUUAGGCUCUGUGUGGUUCUGGUUUAUGAAGGAAUGUUUUUGCACAGCGACACUAAAGGAAACCCACGUCUGAUGUCAUGACCAGCUGAUGUUGGCUUUGGAGCUUAGACGUGAAGGCCGCUGAGAAAAGGGGAUCACUGGUGACCUGUUCAAAACCUGGGAGAGUGCUCGAUCUUACUACAUGACUUAACCAUGGCCCUGUCAAGGCUUGUGAUGGUAGUGAUUGACAUGUUGUUAGUGGAGAAAUAACAACAUUUUAAAGUUUAAAUAUGGUAUUCAUAUAUAAAUCAGUGUCUGUAUAUAUUGUGCUGCCUUAUUGAAAUACUUGUCAUCCGUUUGUGAAUAAAAUGCAAAGUUUAAUUGGUCA